AUGGCAGAAGAGAAAGAGGACCAGGCUGCAGGGGAAAUGCCUCCAGCUGAAGUAUAUUUGAAGACAGAUGACAAACUGAUCCUCUAUCAUUGGACUCAGUCCUUCAGUUCCCAAAAGGUGAGUAGCUUGUGUGGCUGUUUCUAAGAAUGUCAGAUUUCAGAACCCGGACAGCUCCCUCUGUAUGUUUUGCCCACCUAAAAGGUGGUUGCUGGGUGUGGACACUCUGUUUAUCUAAAUGCAGCUGUAAGAAUGCAUUUGGAGAAGAAAGCAGGCAGAGGGGAGAGUAGGGAAAGGGGAGCCCAGUGUGCUUCAUAAACAGGCCUCAGAGCCCUUACAAUUGUCAUAGUCUAGGGAUGGCCAAUGUGGUGCCCUUCAGAUGUUAUUAGACUUCAAUUCCCACCAGCCCAAGCCAGCAUGGCCAAGGGUCAGGGAUGAUGGGACCUGUAGUCCCAACAACAUCUAGAAUGGACCACACUGACUACCUGUCAUAGAAUUUUAUUCAUUUUAAAACAGUUAGCUGUUUCCAAGAAUAAAUAAAUUGAACAGCAAAAGGGAGAAACAAUAUUUGCUUGCUCCUUCAUACAUGGUUUUCUUUACAGAGACCACAGAGUGCACUUAGGAAAUUAAUGGGUAUCAUGUUGUGAGCAUGUCCCUACCAGAAUCCACCUGCAAUGUUGAACCAAAUUAAAUAGUAUGCUACUCAUUUUCAAAACAGCAGCAGCAGCAGCAGCAGCAGCAGCAGCAGCAGCAACAACAACAAAUUAAUUAAUGUUAUAUGUAUAAUGUUUUAAUAAUUCUGUUAGUUUCAGAUUCUUCAUGUGUAUUUCCAAACUAUUAAUAGGAAAUGUGUAUUUUUAAUAGGACAGCUGUAAAUCUUCAACAGGAAUGUUCAUAUAUAUUUUUCAGGUGCGUUUGGUGAUUGCUGAAAAGGGACUGAAAUGUGAAGAGCAUGAUGUAAGCCUUCCACUGAGUGAACACAACGAGCCUUGGUUUAUGCGUUUAAAUGCAUCUGGAGAAGUCCCUGUACUUGUCCACAGAGAAAACAUAAUUUGUGAUGCAACUCAGAUUGUCGACUAUCUUGAAGAAACUUUUGUGAAUGGUAAGAAGAGUACUGUGGUGAUUUUUCAUAAUGUAAAUGUUGGGUGUGAGUUACACCUUGCUGCAUCAGGAUUUGUUUACAGGUGCCCAAACGAUUGCCUAAAUGUUACCGAUUGUCUACAGAUGCCCAAAUGCUUCCAGGAGGGUCACAUAAUGUGCAGUUUAGUCCUUGUGGCACACUGAAAAAUGGGGUUAGGAAACUUUGUGGGAUGGGUUUGGGAUAAAAAUUAUAGCCACUCUUUGACAUGGGUUAUGAUUUUAUUACUCCCAUCUCUCUCAUAGUCCAUUUGCCCAUUAUUGUCUACUGUGACUAGUAGUAGCUCUCUAGGGACUUUGGCAGGAGAUUUCCCUAUCAGCUGUUUCCAUGAUCCUUUUAACUAGAAGCAACAGGGAUUGAACCUGGGAUCUCCUGCAAAGAAAGCUUGUGCAGUACCACUGAAUGAGGCAAUAGUGCUCUCCCGGACACGGGUGGCGCUGUGGGUUAAACCACAGAGCCUAGGACUUGCCGAUCAGAAGGUCGGCGGUUCGAAUCCCUGUGACGGGGUGAGCUCCUGUUGCUUGGUCCCUGCUCCUGCCAACCUAGCAGUUCGAAAGCACGUCAAAGUGCAAGUAGAUAAAUAGGUACCGCUCCGGCGGAAAGAUAAACUGCGUUUCCGUGUGCUGCUCUGGUAAGCCAGAAGCGACUUAGUCAUGCUGGCCACAUGACCUGGAAGCUGUACGCCGGCUCCCUCAGCCAAUAAAGCGAGAUGAGCGCCGCAACCCCAGAGUCGGUUACGACUGGACCUAAUGGUGAGGGGUCCCUUUACCUUUACUGUUGCCUGAAAGCAUGAAGGUUUGCAACUGAGCCUUCUCCAAUCACAGUAUUGCAGUGACUAAGACUUUAAACUUUGAUCCUUCAAUUUUGUUCUCACCAUAGUCUUUGUAGAUCUAUCUAUCUAUCUAUCUAUCUAUCUAUCAUCUAUCUAAUUUUUCACCCCAGAAAACAUUCCAAGGCUGAUUCCAGAAGAAGGGAGCAUGUACUAUCCCAGGGUUCAGCACUACAGAGAGCUCCUGGAUUCCUUGCCAAUGGAUGCCUAUACACAUGGCUGCAUUCUACAUCCUGAAUUAGCAGUAGAUUCUAUGAUCCCAGCUUACGCCACAACUAGAAUUCGUAGUAUGUACCAUUGUCUGAUGAGAACUCUGCUUGUGCAGUGUUAGAUAGAAUGCUUUAACUCUAUCUUUGUGUGUUUAUCAUUAAACUAUUUCUGUUGACAAUAACAAAACCAUUUUUUUUUAAAAAAAAUACUGUUUUCCAUCAAAUUAAUUAUAGUGUAUUUAGGGGUUAAAUCUGCAUCAGUGACAGAGAGGUGCUUAUACUCAAGUAUGUCAGAUAUUGGAGCAGGCAGGCAACACUCAUUUGGCAAGUUCUUAAAUCAAAGAGUUUCUAACUGAUAUGUUCUAAUAUAUAUAACUGUACUGAAGUAUUUUGAUGGACGUGGUUUAUUAGCUUUUAAUGAGCUCAUUGUUGUUUCUUCAGGCCAAAUAGGCAAUACUGAGUCUGAAUUAAAGAAACUUGCAGAAGAAAACCCAGAUCUUCAAGAUGCCUAUAUAGCGAAGCAGAAACGUCUUAAAGUAAGAAUGGACAAUAUCUGACAGUCAAAAACCCAACUUAGAAUGCUACUGUUCCUUUGGAUGUGAUAUUAAUGUGAUAUAUUUCUUGUCAUUGCAUGUAUGUAUCUUCAGAAGAAGUCAAGGUUAAGGGGAUUUUUUUUUUUGGUAAUAACUCUGCUUUUGUGGCCACACUACUUGCUAUUACUGUUGCUUGUUUGUUCUAUACUUGUUUUGGUGUUGUUAUGCAACCAGUAGUGGGUUCCAGUUUUGCUCACUUUCUUUCCAAAUACUGAGCAUUGCUGCUGGUUCCUGAGAUGGGCAAGGCCUGGAGAGUUCAGCAGAGUUUUGCCUGGUGAUCAUGCCAAACGAACACUCUUGUUGCUGCACCCACACUGCACUCCCCAUAUCUUGCCCCUCCACCUCUCAGGAACCAGCAGCAUCACUCUGUGUUUGAAAGUCAGGUGAGCAGUGCCAUUCUAGCUACGACACUCCACUGAUCACUACUGGAUGCAUAGAUGCCUGGCUUAUGACACUAUACUAUGCAUGCUUCCUCAGAAGUAAAUCUCAAUAUGUUCAAUGGGGCUUACUCCCAGGAAAUGGGACUGCAGAUUAAAUAUACAAUCUACUUAUUUUCCUUAGUCUAAACUGAUGGAUCAUGAUAACAUAAAGUAUUUACAGAAAAUAUUGGAUGAGCUGGAAAAAGUUUUGGAUCAAGUUGAGACUGAGCUGCAAAGAAGGAAUGAAGAGACUCCAGGUAGGAAAUUUUCAUAUUUAGUUCUUGGUCAGUGCGUAGCUGUCUCAGUUAAAGCAUUGCAUGUUGUUCAGUAUAUUGGCACUGUGCAUCAGACAUUUGAUCAGCACAUGGAAAGUUCAUUUUAAAAAGAAACUAGUUCAUUCCAAGCACUGCAAUUGGUUAAGUCAAAGGUUCCCAGUGUUUUCUUGUUUAAGCACUUUUGUUGCUUUAAGAUUGAAGAUUUAGAAAUGCAAGUAAACAAACAAUUUAAUGCCUUUUCCAGGAACAAUCUGGGACUGAUGGCUAUUUGAGCAUAAUAGAGAAAACAGUGACAGAAACAUAAAACCCAAGGUCCUUCUCAUCCUAUUACUUUUUAUUAGCCCCUAACUUUUUUUUUUAACCUUCAUUCUGAUUAGAAAAUGGACACCAGCCUUGGCUCUGCGGUCAGUUUUUCAGCUUGGCCGAUGUAUCCCUUGCUGUUACAUUGCAUCGACUGAAAUUCAUUGGACUGGCAAGGAGAAACUGGGGGAAUGGAAAGCGGCCUAACUUGGAAGCCUAUUAUGACCGUGUCUUGAAGAGAAAAGCAUUCCACAAGGUUUUAGGACAUGUCAACAACAUAUUAAUCUCUGCAGUUCUUCCAACUGCAUUUCGAGUGGCCAAGAAGAGGGCACCAAGGAUUUUUGGCACCACUCUUUUGGUUGGCUUCUUAGCCGGAAUCGGGUAUUUUGCUUUGGUGUGUCUCCGGAGGAGGUUUCCCAAUGUGCUGUCAUCAAUUAGAGCAAGGCAAAGUUAUCUGUAGAUGUUUCUUGCCAAACUGUGAAAGGACCACCAGUUACACCAAGGAUGUAAUGGGCCACAACAUUGUUAUACAUUAGUACAGGGGUUGCCAACAUGGUACCCUCUGGGUGUGGUUGGACUAUAACCCUCAUCAGCCAACUCUCAUGGCCAUUAGUAAGGGAUGAUGAGAGUUGUAGUCCAGCCACAUCAGCAGAACCAUAUUGGCUACCCCAUAUUAGAUUUCUGCUGCCACACAGGUACUUAUAGAAAUGAAAUCUUGAAGAAAAAUGAAAGAAUAGCUUGGAUCUGGAGUAUUGGGAGCAGCAAACUAUGGAAUGGGACUUCCCUUUCUACUGCUAAAAAAAUCUCUCUGGAUGGUUGAGGGACACUUCUCAGCAGCACAGGAUGGGGCAUAGUGCUGGAAGAAGGUUGGAUUACCCAAAGUUGUGGGAGGGGAAAGGACCAUACACAUUGCACAAAUGGUGCUCUGUUCAUGAAAUGAUUUGGGUCAACUUCUCAUCCUCUCAACUCAUGCUGUUCAGGAGGGCAUUUGGAGCUGCAGGGGGGUAAAAUAAUGGUAUAAUCUCCAGGCUUCUCUCUGCUUCCAGUACUCAAGAUUCUAGCCAAUAUAACUUCCUUUUCAAAUUGUGGCUUAUAUGGCAAUAUGCAGUUGGAAAGAAUACACAACCCCCCUCUCCCAUCUCCCUCUCUCUUAAAAGCCAUUCCUUAAUAUUUUACUUUAUGUGGUCUUUUGGCAAUUCAACAUUUGUCAUCAUUCAGUGUGAUCAGCCCUCUGCUAAUCCACCACUUAUAUAUUAUGUAAAUUUGGGCCUUCUAAAAAUGAGGAGCUUUACAUCAAUUAUAUGUUGCACCAUGGCUGGAUUAAAGCACAUUUUCCUAAAACACCAGUUAGUUGAAUAAACUUUGUCAGAGCAGCAUACAUUUAAAUCACAUUAGGGAAGCACAUGGAAAGUAGAUUGUUGUUAGGAACAUAGCAGACGGGUUUCCAAGGCACAAAUAACAGUUAGGCACUGGACCUCUGUGGAGUGCCCAUUAGGAAGAGACACCUUGAUGGAAUUUGUGCCUUGAUUAUUCUUCGCACAGGAGUGUCAUGCAUCAUCAGUCUAUUCUGAAGCACUGUGCAUCAUGCAUUGGAUAUUGUGAGUGUAAAUUAAUAGGGGUGUUGCUUUUCUUUUAAUGUAAGCAUAUUUUUUGUGCCUGUGUAUGAAUGUAGCCCAUAAUGUGCCUCAGAAAAUGUCCUCUCCACAAAUAUAAUAUCUUCAGAAA
This is a messenger RNA of Podarcis lilfordi (Lilford's wall lizard), 5485 nucleotides long. NCBI's taxonomy places the organism in Eukaryota, Metazoa, Chordata, Lepidosauria, Squamata, Lacertidae. The record is from the annotation of a GenBank genome assembly.